UACUUGCAGAAGGUUGUCAAUGGCAGCCUUGAACUUCCUGCGUACGACCUGAACCCAGACGGAACCAUCAAGAUCUACUACAGCGAAGUCUUUUGUCGGGUGGAGGAUUGUUCGCGUGCCCAGCACCAUUAUAGUGCCACGAACAAUUUAGUUUUGCACAUCAAGAGCCAUGAGGGCAUUCAUCUGCAGGAGGGCCAGAAGGGCGGUCGGAUUGCUCAGAAGGUGGUCGAUGCUGCUGUCAAGUGGUACAAAGGCUUGAUGUUGGGGGCUGAGGCUGAGGUGCCCAGUGCCAUUGGAUCUAGGUCUGAGGCAGAGGACGGGGCAUCGGAGAGACCUCCUUUGCCAAUGAAGAAGAACGGGGGUGUGCAUGUGACAGACAUGCGAAAGCAGGUGGUCCUCAUGGGCCAUAAGAUCCCCUGUUCCGCUUGUGGUAAUCGUAAUAAUUGCUGUAAGGACAUGGAGAGCUGUGAGUACUUCCAUCUCUUUCAGCAUGACAUGGACUAG
Aspergillus ruber CBS 135680 is the source of this 504-nucleotide messenger RNA. RefSeq lists its product as uncharacterized. NCBI's taxonomy places the organism in Eukaryota, Fungi, Ascomycota, Eurotiomycetes, Eurotiales, Aspergillaceae. The transcript has 6 exons. The record is from RefSeq and is a predicted model, not a curated record. The annotation marks the transcript as partial.